CCAGCUCAAGGCCCAAUGGGUAUGAAUCCGAUGGGACCACAAGUACCAAAUGGAGAGAGUUCACCAAUCAACAUCGUCCGGCCUCCUGGUCAGGGAUUUCCUGUUUAUCAUGGAGGACAAGAGUCCCCGGCAACCAUUGGUAGUUCUCCGUCUCCGUCCCCGUCCCAGCUGCCCCCCAGCGUGCCUCCCCCUCACCCACCGCAGUUCGUCAUGGCCCAGUCCCCACGGCUCAUGUCACCCUACAACCCAGCGGCUGUCAUUAUGGCAAAUCGAAUAUUUGGCAAUGCAAUGGUACGACCGCAAGCGCCACCUACCCACGUGCCACCACCAGGGGUCAGCAGUCCCUUCGGUAGCCCAUAUGGAAGUCCCUCGGCUGCCGUGAUGGCCUCACGGGUAUCUCAGGGCGGCCCCAACAUGUUUGACCAGCAGCAAUCUCCCCCGGGCCGGCCGGGCACUGUCUACCCCUCUGGAAGACCGUAUGGAGCUCAUCAAAUGCAACACCAGCCUCUGAAAUAUCGCCGAGGCUCCCACUCUGGGGAUCGUGGAGGUCACAUGGACCCUCGGGGCAACAGCAUGAGCCACGGACACCAGCAUUUCAACGAUCGCAGAGACUACAGCUUCAAUCAGAGGGGGCCAAGUCAGCAUGGAUAUUUCCAGAGACACCACCAUGAGCCAGGCCCAAUGGAGCCCUCAGACCGCGACUCUGAGGAUGCCUACUCGGGGCUGAUGACCAAGAAGGAGAAGGACUGGAUCAUCAAGAUUCAACUGAUCCAGCUGCAGACAGACAACCCGUACCUGGAUGACUAUUACUACACAUAUUACACGAUGAGGAAGAAGGCUGCUGACCGGGACAGGCAACAGCUGGACAACCCGGCGGACAGAAAGGGCAACGAACCUGAGCUCAUCAUCCCCAACAUGAUCAAGAUAGAGCCCAGAACUUACACACCAGCUCAAUUUGAGGGGUCACUUGGUCGUCUGACCGCUGCCAGUGUCCACAAUCCCCGACAGAUCAUCGACGUGUGCAGAAACGUGUCGCCGACCAAUGAGGACUCAAGCCAAAAAUCUGUCAGCAAGGAGUUACGGAGAUACAGGCAGCUGCUCAUGGACAUAGAAAAGGGUUUCAAUAAUAUCCUGGAUGUUGAUGAUAUAGAAAAGAAAAUCUUGGCGCUGCCCCAUGAGAACAGACUUGCCUUGUUUGAAGAGAGAAGAGAAAAGAUCCAGACGGUGUACAACUACUUUAUGCAAGAUGAAAGCCUUAAAUUCAAAAACUUUGUGCCCACCCUGGCAGUGAGGAAGGGGAGGAAACUGCUGGCUAGGUUGAUGCCCCUGUUGGACAAAAUCCAGUCUUUGGAUGUUGUGACAGUAUUAUUGUCCCACUUGCCUGUGCUGAUCAAGAAGGACGAAGAAGACGAGGGUCUGCUGGUGCUGAUGAGUCAGAUCAGUCGUCACAUCGGUCAUUGUGACCUGGAGUUCCUGGUGCACUACGCUGCCAUCCUGCAGAAACAUCCAGAACACAAUGAUGAGGGCAUCUCUCUUCUGCUGCACAACUCUUUCGGCGUGUCCCUCGUGUGCUGCAUGAUCAGAGCAGGAGAGGACUACUUUAAGAACACCUCACCCGUGGAUAUAGACAACCAGCUCAAGACUAAAUGGACUCAGUUCAUCGAGGAGUUUGUGGAGAGCCUGCAGGGUGUUCCCAUGGACCAGCUGGCACGGCCGGACUCGGACCAGCCUCAGGUCGGCGAUCACGUGGACCGCUUUGUCAACAACAAGCUUCUUGGGGCAGUGGAGGACAAACUGGCAUUUCUGGCCAAGCCUCGACAGCAGCCAAAGACAACUGCGACAACAACGCAGCAGCAGCCGCAGCCGCAGC
Molecule: messenger RNA, 1870 nt
Organism: Aplysia californica (California sea hare)
Lineage: Eukaryota; Metazoa; Mollusca; Gastropoda; Aplysiida; Aplysiidae
Product: protein PAT1 homolog 1
Biological process (GO): deadenylation-dependent decapping of nuclear-transcribed mRNA; P-body assembly
Cellular component (GO): P-body
Molecular function (GO): RNA binding
Source: RefSeq, a predicted model, not a curated record